Messenger RNA from Moneuplotes crassus, 571 nucleotides. The record is from the annotation of a GenBank genome assembly. Lineage: Eukaryota; Ciliophora; Spirotrichea; Euplotida; Euplotidae.
UGUCAAAGACUUUCCUUGAGUAUGCUGGAGAUAUGUAUACUAAGAUCCUUCGCUAUCAGAAAAAUAAAAUCCCUGAAGAAAAGGUAUCCCAAUUAAACAGCCUCAGGAUGAACUCCUUAAUGAGAGUUCCAAAGCUUGAAAGCUUAAAUACAUUCAUAAGCAGCUCUGAUGAAUGCCGUAGAGGCAUUUCUGCAUUAUCAUCCAGCAACUUCACUGUUACAGAUUGCUUUAACAUGUAUAUCGAAGAAAAGAAUGUGACUGAGAAUCAGGAAUAUCUCACAUUCAAUGAUUUUUGUUCUCUAAAUUUCCAUUCGAGAUACCCAGAGAUAAUCUACGAUAUUUUCUAUGUUGUCUGAAAAUACAAGUUCACAAAAAGCAAAGAGAAGAAUGAGCCUAACUACUAUAAUCUCCUUCGGAAGGAGAUUAAUAAGGUACCGAUUAUUUCAGAUAAGAAGACGCUUGACUUGAGAAAGAAAGUCGGAUGGAGGUAUGAUGAGGAAGAGAUCAGCAAGAAGAUCAACUUACUCAAAUAACAACUCAGGUGGUCUAUUUUCAAUAAAGUUUAUUUUAA